UCUCCGUCCUACGUCAGCGUAUGUUGACGUGUGGCUGAGCUUAGAGCUGCACUCUCUUUAGCAAGCUAGCUGACGCUUCUUCUUGGUGAUAGUAGUUAACGAAACUGCUGGUCGUUUUUUGCAGACACAUAAACUUUUAACAAUGGCAGCUGACUGGGAAGAAAUUCGCCGGCUUGCCGCUGACUUCCAGAGAGCACAGUUUGCUGACACAGUGCAGAGGCUGUCGGAGAGAAACUGCAUUGAAAUUAUUGCAAAACUGGUUGAAGACAAGAAGCUGGAUGUGGUGCACACACUGGAUGGAAAGGAGUACAUCACUCCAGCUCAGAUCAGCAGGGAGAUCAGAGAUGAACUUUACGUCCACGGAGGACGAGUCAACAUCGUGGACCUCCAGCAGAUUAUCAAUGUGGACUGGGUCCAUGUUGAAAACAGAGCAGGUGACAUAGCAAAGUCUGAUAAAGGUGUUCAGCUUGUUCUGGGACAACUGAUCGAUGACACCUACCUGGACCGUUUAGCUGAGGAAGUUAAUGACAAACUGCAGGAGGCCGGUUUGAUCAGUAUUGCAGAGCUGUGUAAGAACUACGACCUCCCGGGAGAUUUCCUAACUGAGGAGUUGUCCAAGCGUCUCGGGAGGCUUAUCCAAGGAGAAAUGGACCAGUACAACAGAGGGGUCAUAUUUACUCCAGCUUUUGUUGCUCGCCACAAAGCCAGGAUACGAGGUCUUUUCAGUGCCAUCACACGGCCAACACCUGUCAGCAGCAUGAUUGGAGCUUUUGGAUUUCAGGAACAUCUUCUGUAUUCUGUCCUGGAAGAGCUGGUGAACACUGGACGCCUAAAAGGAACGGUGGUUGGAGGGCGGCAGGACAAAGCUGUGUAUAUUCCUGAUAUUUACUCCAAAACACAGAACGCUUGGGUGGACUCUUUCCUCCAGCAGAACGGAUAUUUAGAGUUCGAUGCGUUGGUCAGGUUGGGGAUCCCCGACCCCUCCAGCUACAUUAAGAAGCGCUUCAAGUCCAGCAAACUGCUGUUCCUGAGAGCGGCCUGUGUGGGUCAGGCUCUGGUCGACCAGGUGGAGGCCUCUGUGGAGGAAGCUGUCAACUCUGACACAUGGACUGACAUACAGCCGAUUUUGCCGAGCUGCCUGUCGAUGGAGGACAUCGGGAUGUUGAUCAACCAGGCCAUGAGGAACACUAACGUGCAGUCCUCUGCCAGGGUGCUGGGAGGCACUGUCGUUGUCAGCGAGAAAUUCAUCAGCAGCUGCCUCUCUUUAUUCGAUGAAGCCAUGCAGCAGAAAGCGCAGAAGGAAGUUAAGAACAAUCCAGUGUUUCUGAUAACCGAAGAGGAUCUGAAGCCGUCAUCCCUGCUGACAGAGAACUCAGCACUGUCGAAAAAGGAAAAGAGAGAGGCAGAGCGCAGGAAGAAGGCCACAGAGGGCAGCGGCAGCGUGAAAGCAGGCGGAGGAGGCAACGCCAGAGAGAUCCGCAUUCGUAAAACCAAGAAGAAAGGGAGGAAAGAGGAGGACAGCGAUGAAGAAACCGGACCUUCGCAGCAAAAUCGCAACAAACAGACUGAAGUCCCCUUUAUGGCCCAGGAGGAGAUCGAAGCUGCUUUAGAGAAGCGACUGAGUGACUGCCCAGAAGAAAUCCUCUCUGAGCUGGCAGAGCAUUUAGUACGGCCUUUGACUAAAACCUACCAGGAGGUGCUGCGCAGCGUCUUCAUGUCCUCCACCAGCUCUCCAUCUGGAGCCAACAAGAAGAAGAGCAUGAAGGAUCUGCAGGAGGAGAUCACCAACCUCUACAACAACAUCCGACUGUUUGAAAAAGGCACCAAGUUCUUCUCAGAUGAAACCCAGGUCCUCAUCGCCAAGCACGUCCUGAAGACCGUGUGCACGGACGUCACCAAUAUCCUGGUGAACUUCCUGGCUGCUGACCUGAUGAUGUCUGUGGAGAACCCCAGCUCCAUCACCAACGAGGUCAGAGUGAAAAUUUUGGGCAAGCUAUCAGAGGAGACCAAAGGGCCUCUGAUGAAGCUGCACAACUGCCUGAACGGCAAAACAAUUGAAGACUUUGUGACCAACAUAGAGAUCUCUGCAGAGGUGUGUGGCUUCAUGCUGAAGAAGGGAGACAAGAAAAAGGAGAGACAGGCCCUGUUCCUGCACCGCCAAGCUCUCAUCGAGCAGCUGAAGGAGACGGAGGAUCCCGCUCUGGUCCUCCACCUCACCUGCGUGCUGCUGUUUCAGGCCAGCACCCACUGCAUGCUGCACGCACCGGGACGCUGCGUGCCUCAGAUCAUCGGCACGCUCACAGGCAGGAUACCCACGGAGAAGCAGCAGCUGCUGUCUGCCUACCAGAGCCUGGUGGUGAAGCAGCUGGUGAGCCAGAGUCAAGGCAAGAAGCAGGAGGAGGCCGAGGGCGAGGAGGACAAAGCAGAGGAGCAGGACGAGGAGGCGAAGAGCGUCCGCACACAGCUCAUGUCUCUGACACCUCAAGUGAAGGAGCUGGUGCUGUCCCAGAGGAAGACGUCUAUGACCGAGGAUUGAACACUUUAAAAUGAGAGAUGUCGGAACUGAUCUAUGAUGAAUCUUCUUACGGUCUUACAUGCCCAGAUAAAUACUUUUAACACAGCUAGACCAGCUAUUAAAACUGUAUUUUUGUGAUUUAUCCAUGUGGACAUAAUUCUAAAUUAUUAAAGUUAAUUCCCAUGUGGGAUGUCUCCCGGUUAGUCCUAUGAACAUGAAAAUCCUCAAUGAGGUUCUGAUUUUCAUGCAUUCAAUAAAAACUCUCCUCUUCA
Molecule: messenger RNA, 2787 nt
Organism: Thunnus maccoyii (southern bluefin tuna)
Lineage: Eukaryota; Metazoa; Chordata; Actinopteri; Scombriformes; Scombridae
Gene: ufl1
Product: UFM1-specific ligase 1
Exons: 19
Coding region: 143-2536 (797 amino acids)
Biological process (GO): protein K69-linked ufmylation; response to endoplasmic reticulum stress; regulation of proteasomal ubiquitin-dependent protein catabolic process
Cellular component (GO): endoplasmic reticulum membrane
Molecular function (GO): UFM1 ligase activity
Source: RefSeq, a predicted model, not a curated record